AUGUUCGUCGAUUCGAUGGACUGUUUUUUAACAUACAAUUUCUCGUGUGUCAAUGGUACUUUUACUCAGCUCAAUUCGUCGUCAGUUAUAUUUGGAGACGUACUCGAUCCAAGUAUCAUCAUUAUUGACGACAGUUCAAACAACAAUCUAAUAUCAUCAAUAGAUCAUUCACCAUCAUCAUCGAUACUUGUAUCCGUACAACACUGUAUAAUAACAGCACUUAUUCUUGGAGUAAUUAUAGUAGCCACCAUAACUGGAAAUAUACUCGUUAUAGCUGCUGUAAAAAUCGAAAAAAACCUUCAUUCAGUUGCCUAUUACUUGUUUGUAUCAUUGGCUGUGGCCGAUCUAAUGGUAGCGUCCAUGGUUAUGCCAAUAGCUGUUCUAAAAGAAGUGACACGUUCAUGGGUGCUUGGUUCAAUUAUUUGCGAUGCUUGGGUUAUGAUCGAUCUACUGUGUUGUACGGCUUCUAUACUGCAUCUUGUUGCCAUUGCACUCGAUCGUUAUUGGGCUAUUACUAACUUGGACUAUGGAACAAAACGUACACCCGCUCGAAUUCUUAUACUUAUUUGUGUUAUAUGGGCUACAUCCAUUUUUAUAUCAAGUGCUCAUCUAUUUCCUAUAUUUCGUGACAAACGUGGUCGUCCGCCGGGCCAGUGCCAUUUGAUUGGCAAUGUGCCAUAUACAAUUAUAUCCACAGUUGGAGCUUUCUAUAUUCCUCUUAUUGGUAUGUGUAUUAUUUAUUGGAAAAUAUUUCAAGCAGCAAAAUUUCGUAUACGUCGGAAAGCAUUCAAAACUGAUCGUUCUCCACCACCAAAAUCUACUAUGGGAACAACGGUAACAUCGCCAUUGGCUCAUGGCCAACAUGAAGUUCUACUUUUAUCCGAAACUCCAACAUUAAAUCAUGAAAUAAAAUUAACAGAAACAAAUAAAUAUCAAACAUUUUCACCAUUACAAAAGAAAAAAUAUCCUCAUUUAUUUGAUCAUCAUUCACCGGAUAUUGAACCCGAUAGUGCAUCUCUACCUUCAUCGUCAACAAUGCAAUCGAAUAAUGAUUAUCAGUUACAAUCAUUGAAAAAGCCUUCAUAUUCUUUUCUUAAAAAGACACAUGGAACUAUAGUAACAACAACAACAACACCAACAACACCACCACCAUCACCAUCACCUGCUAUUCAAUUAUCGACAACAAAUCGUUUAAAAAACGAAUAUAGUGGAUUGCGUCGAAUCAAUUCAGCAUGUUCGCCUAUGUCAACACGUUGUAUAACAACAUCAUCAUCUAGUAAAUUUUCACCAACAACAAAACUAAACGAUUCAAUAAUAAUUUCGAAUUCGUACUCAACGAAUUCAACUCAUAUUAUCGAUACGCCAACAACAAAACCGUUGACAAAGGAGAAUUCGGCUAAUUCAAGUUAUACUAAUUCUUGUACUACGGCGGUUGGUAAUAAUAAUAAUAACAAUAACAACAACAAUACAGUCAUUAUAGCAAAAUCUUUAGGUACAGUAUCACGUAAAAAAAUUGAUAUUAAGCGUGAACGAAAAGCAACUAAAGUUCUUGGUAUUGUUAUGGGUUGUUUUAUACUAUGUUGGCUACCAUUUUUUAUUGAAGAAACAAUAUGUGGCUUAUUUCAUUUAACAAUAAAUGAAAAAAUCAUUAGUGUUUUAACAUGGCUUGGAUAUUUAAAUAGUCUCUUGAAUCCUGUGAUUUACACAAUAUUUUCACCUGAUUUUCGGCAAGCAUUUGGGAAAAUCUUAUUUGGAAGAUAUCGUAAACGAAGAUGA
Messenger RNA from Rotaria socialis, 1776 nucleotides. NCBI's taxonomy places the organism in Eukaryota, Metazoa, Rotifera, Eurotatoria, Philodinida, Philodinidae. The record is from the annotation of a GenBank genome assembly.